CAGCUCAGGAAGCAGAGCCUGGGGUGUCCCCACCAUGGCCUGGGCUCCGCUCCUCCUCAUCCUCCUGGCCCACUGCACAGGAUCUUUGGCCAAGGUUGUCCUCACCCAGCCCAGCUCUGUGUCGGGGACUCCAGGGCAGAAGGUCACCAUCUCCUGCACCCGCAGCAGUGGCAACAUUGGGGAUGGCUAUGUGCACUGGUACCAGCAGCGCCCGGGCAGUGCCCCCACCACUGUGAUCUACCUGGAUGAUGAAAGACCCUCUGGAGUCCCCGAUCGGUUCUCUGGCUCCAUCGACAGCUCCUCCAACUCUGCCUCCCUGACCAUCUCUGGGCUGCAGUCUGAGGACGAGGCCGACUACUACUGUCAGUCUUAUGAUAGCAGCUACAGUUAUGUGUUCGGCGGUGGGACCAAGCUGACCGUCCUAGGUGGGCCCAAGGCCGCCCCCUCGGUCAGUCUGUUCCCACCCUCCUCUGAGGAGCUCCAAGCCAACAAGGCCACACUGGUGUGUCUGAUCAGCGACUUCUACCCGGGCGCCGUCACCGUGGCCUGGAAGGCAGACGGCAGCCCCGUCACCCAGGGCGUGGAGACCACCCAGGCCUCGAAACAGAGCAACAACAAGUACGCGGCCAGCAGCUACCUGAGCCUGUCAGCCGCCCAGUGGAAAGCUCGCAGCAAGUACAGCUGCCAGGUCACGCACGAAGGCAGCACCGUGGAGAAGUCAGUGUCCCCUGCAGACUGUGCCUAGGCCCCGGCCCCCACCCCACCCUCGGGGCUGGAGCUGCAGGAGCCCAGGGAGGGGUGUCCCCUCCCUCCCAGCUCAUCCCAGCCCCUGCCCUGCACCCAAUGAGCCCUCAAUAAAUAUCCUCGUUGUCAAUCAGAAA
Messenger RNA from Lemur catta (Ring-tailed lemur), 881 nucleotides. Its product is annotated as immunoglobulin lambda-1 light chain-like. Lineage: Eukaryota; Metazoa; Chordata; Mammalia; Primates; Lemuridae. The transcript is spliced from 4 exons. Gene Ontology annotation, molecular function: MHC class II protein complex binding. Gene Ontology annotation, biological process: positive regulation of T cell activation; peptide antigen assembly with MHC class II protein complex; immunoglobulin production involved in immunoglobulin-mediated immune response. Gene Ontology annotation, cellular component: MHC class II protein complex. The record is from RefSeq and is a predicted model, not a curated record. The coding region runs from base 35 to 745 and encodes 236 amino acids.